ACAUUAUAGCCCAAGAAAAUAUAAUACACUUGGAGGUAUACAGUUUCUCGCUGCUGUCAUAUAUUGCAUGGGUAUAUAUACAUUGUAUAUUAGUACGGAUGCUACAAGCAUACAAACUUAGGAAUCUAAUAUUAACGCUCGCGGUAAUCAUAGUAUGUUUUUCACAUCAGUACUCGAGAAUCGGGCGGCGGCUGUAUGAAUUCCCAUGAUUGUGUAUCACUGGAGGAUUAAGCUAUAAUGCGCACACACCCUUUCUGAAAUCGGCGGGAUUUAUGCAACUUGCUCUUUGAGUAAUCACGACAGCUAUGGAGAGAUUUGUGUAUUGGGUUUUGUUAGUUUACACCAUUCUUCAAUUGAGUGAGGCAACUCCAUUAACUGUUUCGUCGGUUCUGACUUCGCCAUUCCUUAUGGAGGUAAAAAAUGACGAAUUUGGUGAUAACAAAACAUAUCGCGGCUAUAUUAUCGACCUGUUAGAUGAAGUAAAGAAAAAAGCGAACUUUGAGUACAGAAUUGAAAUCUCGCCCGAUGGGACAUUUGGACGAGAGUUGACGCCGGGGAACUGGAGCGGAACAAUCAAUGAGGUCAUUCAAAAGAGGGCUGCCUUUGCCGCAGGUCCAAUAACCAUCACUUCUAAACGGGCAAAGAGCGUCGACUUUUCCACUCCGUUUCUUACAACACCAUUUGGAAUAGUAUUGCAGAAACCGGAGAACAUCGAGGAAACAGUGGAGCACCGCCUGUUGAGGAUCUGGGCCCCGCUCAAACCCAGCGUGUGGAUGAUGAUCUUCAUCUCGUUUCUCGUGACCAGCAUCAUACUGUACGUGGUGUCUUAUUUUAACCCCUAUGAAUGGCGGAGAAUGUCGCACGACAGGGAAGCAACUCUUCGUGAAGGGGAGUCCUUCACCUGUAUGAACAGCUUCUGGUUCGCCAUAAGCGCUCUGAUGUGGCAAGGUUACGUUCGGGCUCCUCGCUCCAUCGGUGGCAGAAUCAUUGUCAUGUUUUGGUGGCUUUUUGCCAUCAUUUCGAUCUCUUGUUACAUCGCAAACCUAUCAAAUUUACUCAAGCUUGAGAGCAACACCAAAAGCAUCGAAAAGAUUGUAGCAGUUAAGAAUUUCAACGAUUUCGUGAACAGUGACAUUCCAUAUAUCAUUACCAAAGGAGGAGCAAUGGAAGAGUUUAUUUCCAAAUCAGAGGCCAGGAUAGCCCGGCAGCUAAGGUCCAAAGGGUACGGCACCGUUAAUUCCAUAAAGGAAGGCUUGGAAAAAGUCAACGACGAGCCGACGCAGGCUCUAGCGUUUAUAGGGGAAUCCAUGAUGAUCAAGUACUAUUUGCGAAGCUAUUCCUGCAAGCUUUAUGUAGUUGAGGAUCCGUCUUUUUAUAGACAAUAUGCCUUAGUUUUACCAAAAGACUCGACGAUCGAACGGAGACUGAAUGCAGCAAUAUCGUCGCUGGAUGAAGUAGGAAUUCUAAAUGACAUGUAUGAAAGGUGGUUUUCCGCGUCCUGUCGAGGAAUUUCAUUUGACUUGAGUCGCCCCGAGCUUUACGAAGUUCCAAAAUUCUUUGUGCUCGAUGUCGGCCAUUUUUCUGGAGCCAUGUUGGCUUUAGCCAUUGGAUUGGUGUUUGGGGGUUUGGUUACGUUAAUAGAAUACAUCAUCUACAAAUAUGCCGAAGAGCCGGAAAAGGAAAAAUCGAAGGCCAAAAGGAAGGCAAGGUUGGGAGUUCAACAGGAAGCGGAAAUAGAGGGUGCGUCCGAUUCCGCCAACAGGCUGUUGUCCGGAAACAAAUCAACAACGACGGUGUGAGAGUUGUCAAAAUAAGAUUAACUAGACUAUGAUUUCUAUUUAAAUUUCCACCUCUAUAUGUUCUAGCUUUAUAUCUCAUUCCAGUUUUUGUACCUACAAUUGUUGCUUUGGAUCCAGAUUUACCCUUUUCGUAGUAGAUUUUUUAAGGGGAGGGUGACUGUUGUGGGAGAGAUCACCCUUAAAGUUUGUUAAUCACAUUAUCAUCUGAUAAACUGAACAUUUUUUUAUCUAAGGAUUUAUUUAUCUUAGGAAUACCCAAAACUGGGCAUCUUUAUACUUAUCAUGUUGUUACUUUUGAAUGUAAUGAAUGGAUGCUAAUGCAAAUUUUUCAACAUGCAGCUCAACAAUUACAACAUGCAGCUCAACAAUUACAAUACAAAUGUAUAAAAAUAAGUGACCUGAGGUUUAUUUACAUAACAAAGAAUUGUGAGCUCAUUAUCUCGGUCAUAACUUGAGACCGACAUCCAAAUUUUGGUUGACUACUAGAAAUGCCUAACAGAAGCAUUUAAAACAUUAGAAACCUGAAAAAUAAAUUUUGGCCAAAAUCGUGGUCAUGCGCCUUUGAUAAAUAGGAAAAUGUUGCAAAAAUAAAAAAUGUAGAAUGCUUGA
Magallana angulata is the source of this 2408-nucleotide messenger RNA. RefSeq names its product glutamate receptor ionotropic, kainate 3-like. The coding region runs from base 306 to 1799 and encodes 497 amino acids. The transcript is spliced from 6 exons. The record is from RefSeq and is a predicted model, not a curated record. Gene Ontology annotation, biological process: monoatomic ion transport; synaptic transmission, glutamatergic; modulation of chemical synaptic transmission. NCBI's taxonomy places the organism in Eukaryota, Metazoa, Mollusca, Bivalvia, Ostreida, Ostreidae. Gene Ontology annotation, cellular component: postsynaptic membrane; plasma membrane. Gene Ontology annotation, molecular function: glutamate-gated receptor activity; transmitter-gated monoatomic ion channel activity involved in regulation of postsynaptic membrane potential.